Megalopta genalis is the source of this 2625-nucleotide messenger RNA. Its product is annotated as apyrase. Gene Ontology annotation, molecular function: nucleotide binding; metal ion binding; 5'-nucleotidase activity. The record is from RefSeq and is a predicted model, not a curated record. Gene Ontology annotation, biological process: AMP catabolic process. NCBI's taxonomy places the organism in Eukaryota, Metazoa, Arthropoda, Insecta, Hymenoptera, Halictidae. Gene Ontology annotation, cellular component: plasma membrane.
UUCGCAGCCGGCAGGUGCGUUUCACGCUCGAUGCCUGAUUAAUCGCGGCUUUCAGUGAUUAAUUAUGGACGGCGCGACGUGUCGUCGAAUUCGCUCGAUUACACGCGUAAUUUCGGAACGUACUCGGCGCCCGGGACGCAGAUGCCGAUCAUUAUAACGCGUCGUCUUGCCGAACCUCUUCGCCGCUAUUUUGUCGUCGCGUUCACGGAAUUUCCUUCGCGAGAUUUGACGCGACGGGUCCUCGUGAUCGGAGGAAAUCGUUGUUUCGGUGUUACUUCGAUGUUUCGGCCAGCUUGCGACGAUAUCACGAGGAACGCUUUCAUCUUUAUUCGACUCGUAUCGGUUAGGAUCGAUCCUUAUAGAUCCAUUUAGAUCGAGGAUACGAUGGUUUAGAAGUGGAACGACGAGUUCAGCGAAGAUCUUCGAACUUCCUCGCGUAUCAGCAGUGACACUAGCUGCUGUGCAUCGAGCGUAACAGAAUCGUUGAUAAUAAGAAACAACGUGUCCGAAAGUUCUGAACAAAAGGACCGCCAGGGAUCUUGUAGCAGGAAGCCUAUCGAUCAAGACGGAUCGGUGCUGAUCGCCGAAUCGAACGCACAGCGGUCGAAGGAGCCGGCGCGAUUCGCGGUUGCGCGGCUGAUCGGAUCCCGUGGAAAUCGAAUCGACGAUGCAUCCGAUUUGGCUGUUGAUGAUCCUGUUCCGGGUGUCGAGCGGCUUCACCGGCAGGGGACUGCAUUAUCCGGGCCGAUCGGAUUUGUUCGAGCUGUCGGUGAUACACUUAAACGAUUUCCACGCGAGGUUCGAGGAGACGAUCCAUAGAUCGAGCGAGCAUUACACGGAGGAGGAGACCGUGGCGGUCGGCGGGAUCGCGCGGGUUUCGACCGUCGUGAAUCGAUUGAUCGAGGAAAGGCCGAACCCGAUUUUCCUGAACGCUGGGGACAAUUUCCAGGGGACGAUAUGGUACAACGUUCAUCGCUGGAACGUGACGGCCACGUUCAUGAACAUGCUGCCGCACGACGUUCUGACGUUGGGAAACCACGAAUUCGACGACGGUGUCGACGGUGUGGUGCCGUUUUUGAAAAAUCUCGAGGCACCUGUGGCCGUGGCUAACAUCGACGCCGGCUUGGAGCCGUCGAUGCAGGGUCUGUACAAGAACAGCACGGUGAUCGUGAGGAAUGGUACCAAGAUCGGGGUCAUCGGAGUCAUUUUAUCGACCACGAGCACAAUUGCCGUUACCGGGAGAUUGAAGUUCCUCGACGAGGUGGAAACGGUGAACGCCGAGGCGAGCCGAUUGAAGUCCCGGGGGGUGGACAUUAUCGUCGUUUUAAGUCACUGCGGCCUGGACGUGGACAGGAUAAUGGCCCGCAAGUGUCCAUUAAUCGACCUGAUCGUCGGCGGACACUCGCACACGCUCCUCUACUCAGGACAGCUUCCAAACAACGAUCAACCCGAGGACGUUUAUCCUGUGGUGGUCACUCAAGCGAAGACGAACAGAACGGUGCUGAUCGUGCAGGCGGCCGCGUUCACAAGGUAUCUGGGGAACUUGACGGUGUGGUUCGACGAGCACGGCGAGGUGGCUGAUUGGGACGGUAACCCGAUUUUUCUCGACAGCUCCGUCGAGCAAGAUCCUGCGAUGGUGAAGGCCCUGGAGCCCUGGAAAGCAACGGUGGACGAGGCAGCGAAAAGGAAGAUCGCUAAAUCGAGGGUUUAUCUCGACAGUAGAUGUCGAAGACAAGAGUGCAACCUUGGCAAUUUGAUCACCGAUGCGAUGGUGGCCGGGUAUGCGGGGAAAGCGAAGAACAGGACUUUUUGGACGCAUGCGGCCGUGGCGUGCAUGAAUCCAGGAGGAAUACGCGCUCCUAUCGAAACGGGGGAGAUCACUUUCAGCGAUUUAAUAAUGGCCCAGCCCUUCGAGAACACGUGGGACACUAUCGAGCUGAAAGGAAGUUGCAUCAUGGAUAUACUGAAUUCGAAUGGAAUACUCGUGUGGUCCGGUCUGAAGCUCACGUACAAGAUGACUGGAGGUACCAGAAAAGUGUCGGAAGUCUUAGUAAGGUGUCAAGCUUGCGAAAUGCCAAUGUUCGAAAAACUGGUGGAAGAUCGAUGGUACAGGCUGGUGGUUCCAACGUUUUUGAUCGGUGCAGGCGAUGGAUACACUCCGUUCAAAACGUGCGGCCGGUAUCACGAAGUCGGGGAAGUCGACACCGAUGUAUUAAUUAGAUAUAUGCGGAAGAUCAGUCCGAUCACUGUCGGACUGGACCGUAGACUCGUUUUCAUAGACGACAAUUCGGUGUGAUCGAUCGAUUCUUUAGCAUUUAUCAUUGCGUAAAGUUCAUUUUGUACAUCGUACGCUCGGCGAUCGAAUAGUUUUACACCUGUUAACUGUGCGAUCGAUUGUUAAGCCCAUUUUUGCAAGCUCUACCUACUUCCUCAUCUUUUAUAUAGUCGUUCGUAAGUUGCACUCAUUUGUAAGUUAUACCCGUUUGUAAGUUGUACCCGUUUGAAAGUUGUACCCGUUUGUAAGUUGUACCUAUUUGUAAGUUGUACUCGUUUCAAUAGUAAUACAAAUCGAUCUCUUACCUGUAAACUCAUUCACCGCAUCCCAUUAAACGAAGAAUUUAAAGA